ACUUGACUUUCCAUUACUUCCAUUACUCACAUGCAUCCCUAAAGUAGUACUCUAUCCCCCAUCCUUCAGCUCUUGGUCCCCUCAAUUCUUUGCGCAACCCCCUUUCGGCUGCCUCUCUCUCUCUCGCGCUCUAUCUCUUCUCUCCCUCUUUACCCUCUAUUCUUCUUUGCAUCUUCAACUGCGUUGAUCGCAUUCAUCACUUCUCUUCUCCAGCUCAGCGCAUCUUUCCUCAUUAUUGCCAAUCGCCGUUUUCGCAUUGCACGUGUCGCAAUCAAACAUGGCCAAACAACCUUCAGCUCUCAGCCAGGUCCUUCCUCUCAUCAUCGUCUUCGCUCUGCUCAGCGUAGGCGGUUGGGUCGGCUACCAAGUCUACAUCAGCGUCGCCAAGAUGUCCGAUGCUGCGUCCGAGCGUAUGGGCAAGAAGAACGUUGUUUUCACAAAGGAUGGUGUAAAGGUCGGCGUCAAACAAAUCAAGAACGAGAACUAUGUCGAUGCGACGCAGAGCUGGUUCGUCAAGGCGUGGAAUCUAGGCACGACAUCAGAUGCUAGUCAGAGCAAGAAACAAAAGUAAACUCGAUCGCCACUCCGUCACGAAUUUUCUAUCUUGAUUCGAACAUGCUAGGGGCAUGGGUAGCACGCACGCACGCAGACAUCCAUAGGACUAUUCAACGAAUUUCUUUCACUGGGAAAGUUUCUUUAAACUUGAUUCAUAUUACGCCAGAUAUCCGGUUGCAAAAUUGCUCUAUAAUACAACACAUUGCACUUGAAAAC
Messenger RNA from Fusarium oxysporum Fo47, 771 nucleotides. RefSeq lists its product as uncharacterized. NCBI's taxonomy places the organism in Eukaryota, Fungi, Ascomycota, Sordariomycetes, Hypocreales, Nectriaceae. The transcript is spliced from 3 exons. The record is from RefSeq and is a predicted model, not a curated record. The coding region runs from base 278 to 571 and encodes 97 amino acids.